AUGCGGUUUGGAUCCGAGUCGUUGAUAAAAGGGCAAGGACGCCGAGUGUUCCUCCUCUUGACUUGGAUUUCAACCACUUGUGCCCGCAAUAUCGUCAGCACCAACACUCGUGAGCGUCGAAGGGCUCUGGGAAUCGACUGGAGUCCUGCACCACCGCCAGAAGACGGACCGCCACUCUCAGCAGGAGCACUACGAGACAAAUCCCUCCUCCCAGUGGAAAUUGGGGCCAUCGUGGGGGCAUAUCUGUUCUCCCUCUGUGUCGUUGGGUUGGCCUUGAUCCUCAUCAGCCGCAAGCUUCGACGGAGGUUGGAACUCGCCAUCUCCACCAAGUCUGCGGAUGUUGAGAUGAUACAGCCCCAACCGAAGCCCAGCGCAAUAUAUCCAUCUCCAAUAUCACCGUGCAGCCCACGAAAUUUCUCUUAUCCAUCCCCAGUCAAAACCGAGCAGAAUCCAUACGUUUUUCCAAACUCCAACAUAUCCCCUAUUACACCGCCUGGAACAGACAUAUUCGUCGACCACAGAAUUGUCGAGGCAGAUCGCGACAUGGCGCAACAGGACUUGGAGGAUAUCUACGCUCAUGUGAUGGCGCAGGAGGAAGCCAAAGCCGCGGGCCUGAAUCCGAAAGAAAUGCCUCCUCCAGCUCCAAUUCCAACAUUAGGGCCACAAAGACAAAAUUCGCCGAAGAAGAAUGAAAAAGCCCGCCCUGCAAACAUUAACAUUGAUGACAACAAAUCGACCAAGUCCCGGGCAUCUUCCAUAAUGUCCAUCCUGAAAUCUCCCAGGAAAAAGUCGGUCCGGUCAAUGCAAAUAUCAUCCCCUAUGUUAACACCUGCAUCCGCGACCUUUCCUCGCGACAACACGGCCUCUGAUGAAGAGCCAUUGUCGCCCCGAUACUACAAACCACCUCCGCCACCACCUGUCCCAGCAAAUCAGGUACGAUAUGCACAUUCUCGAGACACGUCCAACAUUACACCAACGUCGCCUACUCGCAGCAUCGCUGAGCAACUAGCACCAUACGGCCCUGGAAGCCAACAGCAUCGUCCCAACCCCUCUCAAAAUUCAUUUCAAUCCGUCCAAGAGGACCCAGCAUCGGCCACCUCGACAAACUCCCAAACACCCCUCUACCCCACACGGAAACAAUCUCCACAUCCCAACCCGACCGGUUCAAACCCCACUGCUUCCAACAAUGGUUCUACACGCACUCUCCCUUUUCGCCAGUUCGAACCAUCACUCAAAUCUCCGUCCUUCCGCCCAGCAACCAAGACUACAGUUCUGGAGCGCAAACCCGCUUCAAACACCGGUCCACUUACCGGUGGGUUGAAGACGCCCUGGAGUGCGGGCGCCGUACCAUAUAGUCCGUACCAGCCGUUUACCCCCAUGAUGCCGAUUACUCCACGCCUCGUCACAAAAGAGGACAGGAAGGCGAUGAAGAAGGCAGAAAAGAGGGCGCCGGUUACGGAAAUGGUUCGAAGUGAUGAUGAGAUCUGGGACGAUGGUUAUUAA
Molecule: messenger RNA, 1503 nt
Organism: Venustampulla echinocandica
Lineage: Eukaryota; Fungi; Ascomycota; Leotiomycetes; Helotiales; Pleuroascaceae
Exons: 1
Coding region: 1-1503 (500 amino acids)
Source: RefSeq, a predicted model, not a curated record